CAAACCCUCGACACCGCCGCACCCAAACCCAAACCCUCUUCCCCAUGUAGUACUGGUUCCACUCUUCCCCAACCAAAACCCUAGACACCGCCGCACCAUGCCGCCGGCGGCGGCGCUGAUGGACGAGCUCGUAGAGCAUCCGUUCCUCCGCCUUUCGCCGGAGCUCGUCGAGGAGGUAUUUUUCCGCCUCCCGCCGGACGAGCCCGCCUGUCUCGUCCGUGCCUCCGCUGUCUGCAAGCCCUGGCGCCUCAUCCUCGCGGAUUCGGGCUUUCGCCGCCGCUACCGCGAGUUCCACGGAGCACCUCCCGUCCUGGGUUUCUUCCAGAAGGACGUCAGCUUCUUCCCCAUCUCCGCCCUCCCCCAUGGCCAGCCUAACGAUCCUCGCUGGGUUCCCCUGGACUGCCGCCACGGCCGCGCCCUCUUCGCCUUCGCCCCCGCCAUCUUCGCCUUCGACCCCGCCUACCGGAACGUCGUGGAAGGGGGGACCGUUGGACUAAUCAUCUGGGACCCUAUGACGGGCCAAGGGUGCCGCCUACCCUCACCGGUGGACGACACUUUCGGCGAGCUCCGGUUCACGUUCAGUGCGGCGGUGUUAUGCGCCGCACAAGGCUGCGACCACCACGGUUGCCAAGGAGGGCACUACCGUGUGGUCAUCGUCACCACCAAUCAGCGGCAAAGCGUCACAUCGGGCUGGAUGUACUCGUCGGAGACUCUAGUGUGGGGCAAGCUCACCUCUGUUCAUCACCCCAAUGUGGAGUAUACCUAUAACUUGGGUGCGCCUAGCGUCAUUGUGGGCGAUGCACUCUACUUCAACACUAGUGGCAUCGUGGAGUGCCAAAUUGGUACUCUCCGCUUGUCAAUGUAUGAGAAGCCGAUCGAUGGCAAUGGGCGUCUCACGACGGCGGAAGAUGGCAGGCUGGGAUUCGCUGCCGUGGUUGAUUUCACAAAUCUAACUCUAUGGUCAAUGCAGAGGGGACCGGAGGGAGCCACGGGAUGGGUAAAACUCAGGGCAAUCGAUCUUAAGAGGCUACUCCCUAAUGGUGCCCUGCCGAUCCCAGCCUAUGAAUUUGGGAUUAGCAGGUGGGUGCGUGGAAUGCUUGUCAGUGGCAUCGCAGAGGGCACCCAAGUCAUUUUUGUGAAAACACAAGUUGGUUCCUAUAUGGUUGAUCUCAAGGCAGGGCGAGCCAGGAAGGUGUCUCGCCUUGGCAGAAAAAUCUUUCCCUACAUGAGCUUCUACAUCCCAGCAAUGGAAGUAGCCUGUAACGGCCAGGAGCAGUGA
Molecule: messenger RNA, 1279 nt
Organism: Aegilops tauschii subsp. strangulata
Lineage: Eukaryota; Viridiplantae; Streptophyta; Magnoliopsida; Poales; Poaceae
Molecular function (GO): protein binding
Source: RefSeq, a predicted model, not a curated record